Messenger RNA from Ailuropoda melanoleuca (giant panda), 1116 nucleotides. Its product is annotated as CMRF35-like molecule 7. Bases 118 to 651 code for a protein of 177 amino acids. Lineage: Eukaryota; Metazoa; Chordata; Mammalia; Carnivora; Ursidae. The transcript is spliced from 4 exons. Gene Ontology annotation, molecular function: transmembrane signaling receptor activity. The record is from RefSeq and is a predicted model, not a curated record. Gene Ontology annotation, cellular component: plasma membrane.
AACUAUAAAAGAAUGAUUUAGAGAAAUAGAAGACACUUUGCCUCUGAGCUCAGUUCCAGUCCCUGGAGGGCAGCGGGCAUCAGCCGAGCACCAGGGAGACAACCCAGGCAACAGGACAUGUGGCUGCUCCCGGUUCUGUUCCUUCCCGUUGUCCAAGGCUCAUCUGUCCUUGUAGCAGUGCCCAAUGCAGUGAGCGGCCCAGCGCGGGGCUCACUGACCGUGCAGUGUCGCUAUGAACCCGGGUGGGAGACCUACAGUAAGUGGUGGUGUCGAGAAGUCGAGUCGUCAAAAUGCUAUAUCCUCGUUCAAACCAAUGGAUCAGAGCAGGAAGUGAAGGAUGACCGAGUGUCCAUCAAGGACGAUCAGAAAUUGCGCACAUUCACUGUGACCAUGGAGGAGCUCAGGUGGGACGAUGCAGACACUUACUGGUGUGGGAUUGAGAGAAGUGGACCUAACCCUGCGGCCAAAGUUAAAGUGACCGUUGACCCAGUGCCCUUGUCAGGCUUUGGCAGCAAGAGUAUGCUAGUCUCAUUAAACGGAUUUGGGAUUGUAUCCUCUUUUCCUAUGUCCUGGAAUUUUUUUGUUGACCGUGCAGUGUCACUAUGGCCCAGGGUGGGAGCCCUACGUGAAGUCGUGGUGUCCGGAUGCUGAUUUGAAUAACUGCGCCAUCCUUGUCCUAACCACUGGAUCACGGUUGAGGAAGAACGAGCUGUCCAUCAAUCAGAAAAAGCACACGUUCUCCAUGGCCAUUUGGGGCGAGUAAAACAACUUUUGAGAACAAUCAGCUGUUGUUUUGAUGAGUUGCUGCCCAGGUGUUUUAUAAUAUGGCAACCCUGCUCACACUCGAAAUCCAGAAUUUAGAUAAGGACCCCAAACUUAGAAGUCCUCCAUUAUUUCCUGCUUUGCUUUUCCUGGAGCACAUUUCAAAAUAACCACUUGGAGUUGAGCCCGUGAAAAACCAGUCCUCUCUGUCUUGACCACCCUAAAAGUAACAGGACCUGCCACCCUGCUCUGUCUCCUGCUCGCUCCUGGUCUGGGGUGGAGGACUGCCCUUCCCAAGCUCACGGGGUGCCUCUCCCCUGGAUCUGUAUGCAAUAAAUUUUGUGACUCUCCUUC